ACGUGAUUCUAAAUCUACAUCAAACAGAGAAGAAAAUAUUUAAACAUAACAAUGCCGAUAGGCUACGAUACGAGGUGAUAUGUGUUAUCGUCAGGAGGUCGCGUGACACGGGUUUUACUGUCACAGUAUAUACGUAUAUAUAAAAAGUGGUAUUCUGUUCUUGUGGAUCUUUACAGUUUUUUCUUCGUUGUUAAUAGUGAUAUGUAUUCUGGAUAUGUGAAGGGAUAUAACAAAAUUGUGUUUUCUGUCCUGAUAACAUUGAUUUAUCUGGAAACAUGUGAAGGUUUCGACCCCGUCUGGACCACGCCGUCCACCUCGACGACCAUCUCCAUCAGUGAGAACACGGCCACAGCUGUCUCAGUCUACCAGCUCACGGCUACUGACGCGGAUGGCGACACCAUUACAUACUCCUUGUCGAGUGGUUCUGGUUUCAGCGUCAUCGGUGACGUAGUGUACACCAACACAGCGUAUGAUUACGAGACAACGACGUCAUACCCAUUACAGUUCAGUGCGACUGAUGGAGUUACUCCUGUAACAAGUCCUACAUUGACUGUAUCAAUAACGGACUACAAUGAUAACACACCAACAUUCAGUCCCGCCAUCUACUCCAAAACCAUCCCGGAGGGAUCCGCCUCAGGGACGUCCAUUGCGGCCCUGACCUGUACCGAUGCUGACAGUGGUACUAACGGUGAUUGCGGACUCAGUAUACAAAGUGGCGACGACGGCUCAGCCAAGUUUACUAUUUCCGGAACAACUCUACAAACAACCGGAACUGCGACUGACUACGAAUCACUCUCGUCACAGAACUACAUAUAUAGCCUAGUCGUCAUAGCAACCGAUACCGCCACUGCCGGGUCAGAUCUAACAGGGACAGCUUAUGUUUACGUCACUAUUACGGGUACGAAUGACAACACACCGGCGAUAUCGGGUACAACACCCUCAACCAUAUCGGUUGCCGAGAACAGUGCCGUGGGUACUACUGUAGCAACUAUACAGGCGACGGACGCUGAUGAUGGCGACGACGGAGUCCUCACCUACAGCAUCAUAGGUGGAAAUUCUGAGGCAAGGUUCGGCGUAGGGAUAACCACAGGAGAGAUCUAUUUGACGCUGGCCCUGGACUACGAGACGACCACGUCGUACUCUCUAACUGUACAGGCGACCGACGGCGGCUCACCAACAGACAGUGCCACGUCAGUUGUCACAGUAACCGUCACCGAUGUCAAUGACAACACCCCGGCCUGUCCAUCCUCAACCUACACAUACAGUGUGGCAGAAACAUCAGCAUCUGGGACCACCGUGACCACACUUGCUUGUACUGAUGCCGAUGGAGAUUCUAUAACCUACUCAAUAACGUCCGGUAACUCCGAGAGUUGUUUCAGUAUGUCAGCUGCCGCCUUGACCACUGCUUGUACUCUGGACUAUGACACCGGAAGUCAGUCAUACACUCUUGCCAUCGAUGCCAGUGACGGGACCACAUCUUCAUCCGUUACCGUGUACAUUAGUCUCACUGCUGAAAACGACAAUAAUCCCGCAUUUGCCUCCAACCCUACCGCCAGUCUUUCGGAGAGUUCGAGUGUUGGAACAGCCGUUACAACAUAUGCUGCUGCAGACAGUGAUGCUUCCCCUCACGACAUUGUGUCGUACUCCAUUACUGCAGUUACAAACAGUGGGUCCAGUCUAUUCGCUGUUGACUCGACCUCAGGCAGUAUUACCCUGGCCAGUUCUUUGGACUAUGAGACCACCACCAGUUACGUCAUCACAGUGGAAGCUGUGGAUGGUGGAGGGACAACGGCAACUGGUUCUGUCACGGUUUCGGUGACCGACGUCAACGAUAACUCCCCGAUAUUUUCUCCAUCAGCCUACAUAGUCGAAAUAGCGGAGAGCACAUCAGCUUCAGCUGUGGUUGUGACCACGACAUGCGCAGAUGCUGACACUGGAGAUACUGUCACCUAUUCCAUUGCAAGCGGAAAUUCUGGAAGUAAAUUUGCCGUUUCUGGAACAGGAGUAAUAAGUCUUGCAGCAACCAUCGACUACGACACUGAGACAACGUUUUACACACUCACGGUAGAAGCCACAGACAGCUCCACCACGGCCACCGCUACAGUUAAGAUAACAGUGACCGGUACAAACGAGGGGACGCCAACCUUCGCCUCCAACCCGACUGUUUCCCUGGCCGAAAGCUCCAGUGUCAGUACCGCAGUGACAACCUACGCCGCCACAGAUACGGAUGCCUCUCCUCACGACAUCACAACGUACGCCAUAACAGCAGUUUCCAACUCGGGUAGUGCCUAUUUCAACAUUGAUGCAACCACUGGUAGCAUAACAUUGGCCAAAACUAUGGACUACGAUACCACAACGAGCUACGAGAUCACGGUGACGGCUACUGACGGAGGAGGACUUGUGGGAACCGGGACAGUUACCCUGUCGGUAACAAACGUCAACGACAACACUCCGGCGUGUCCUUCAUCUUCCUAUACAUUCACGUUGGCGGAAACAUCAGCAUCGGGGACUACAGUGACAACACUUGCCUGUACAGAUGGCGAUACAGGGGCCAGUCUGGCCUACACAAUAACAUCCGGGAACGGCGACUCAUGCUUUAGUCUUGGAAGUGCAACGGGAAUAUUAAUAACAUCAUGUACCCUGGAUUACGACACCGGAAGUCAGUCGUACAGUCUUGCUGUAGAAGUCAGUGACGGAACCCUGUCCAGUACAGCUACCGUAGACGUCGUUCUGACUGCUGAAAACGACAACAAUCCAACAUUUGCGUCUAAUCCUACCGUCAGCCUCGCGGAAAGUACAAGUGUUGGAACAGCCGUUACGACGUACACCGCCUCAGAUGAUGACUUAUCGCCACACGACGUAGUUUCGUACGCAAUUUCAGCAGUUACUAACAGUGGAACCAGUGUCUUCUCUAUCGACUCGACGUCGGGCAGUAUAACGUUAUCCAGCUCAUUGGACUACGAGACUACCACGAGCUACGUCAUCACAGUGGUGGCUACAGAUGGUGGAGGGACAACGGUAACAGGUUCCGUCACGGUUUCGGUGACUGACGUCAACGAUAACUCACCGAUAUUCUCUCCGUCAGCCUACACAGUCGAAAUAGCGGAGAGUACAUCAGCUUCUGCGACGGUGGUGACCACGACAUGCGCAGAUGCUGACGCCGCUGACACUAUCACCUAUUCCAUUGCGAGCGGAAAUUCUGCCAGCAAAUUUGCCGUUUCUGGAACAGGGGAGGUAACCCUGGCUGCGACCAUCGACUACGACACGGAGACGACGUUUUAUACACUCACCGUAGAAGCCACAGACUCCACAACCACGGCCACCGCUACAGUUAAGAUAACAGUCACCGGUACAAACGAGGGGACGCCAACCUUCGCCUCCAACCCGACUGUUUCCCUGGCCGAGAGCUCCAGUGUCAGUACCGCAGUGACAACCUACGCCGCCACAGAUACGGACGCCUCUCCUCACGACAUCACUACGUACGCCAUAACAGCAGUUUCCAACUCGGGUAGUGCCUAUUUCAACAUUGAUGCUAAUACUGGUAGUAUAACGCUGGCACAAACUCUGGACUACGAUACCACAACGAGUUACGAGAUCACGGUGACGGCUACUGACGGAGGAGGACUUGUCGGUACCGGGACAGUCACCCUGUCAGUGACAAACGUCAACGACAACACUCCGGCGUGUCCUUCAUCUUCAUAUACAUUCACAUUGGCGGAAACAUCGGCGUCGGGUACGACAGUGACAACACUAGCCUGUACCGAUGGUGAUACGGGGGCAAGCCUGGCCUACACAAUUACAUCCGGGAACGGCGACUCGUGCUUCAGUAUGGCAAGUGCAACAGGAAUAUUGACAACAUCAUGUACCCUGGAUUACGACACCGGAAGUCAGUCUUACAGUCUGGCUGUAGAAGUCAGCGACGGAACCCUGUCCAGUACAGCUACCGUAGAUGUCGUCCUGACUGCUGAAAAUGACAACAAUCCAACAUUUGCGUCUAAUCCUACCGUCAGCCUCGCGGAAAGUACAAGUGUUGGAACAGCCGUUACGACGUACACCGCUUCAGAUAGUGACUUAUCACCUCACGACGUUGCCUCGUACGCCAUUUCAGCAGUGACCAACAGUGGAACCAGUGUAUUCUCUAUCGACUCGACGUCGGGCAGUAUAACAUUAUCCAGCUCAUUUGACUACGAGACUACCACGAGCUACGUCAUAACAGUGGUGGCUACAGAUGGCGGAGGGACAACGGUAACAGGUUCCGUCACGGUUUCGGUGACCGACGUCAACGAUAACUCCCCGAUAUUUUCUCCAUCAGCCUACACCGUAGAAAUAGCGGAGAGUACUUCAGCUUCUGCUACGGUUGUGACAACGACAUGUGCUGAUGCUGACGCUGCGGACACUGUCACAUAUUCCAUUGCAAGUGGAAAUUCUGGCGGAAAAUUUGCUGUUUCUGGAACAGGGGAGAUAACCCUAGCUGCAACCAUCGACUACGACACGGAGACAACGUUUUACACACUCACCGUAGAAGCCACAGACUCCACCACCACGGCCACCGCUACAGUUAAGAUUACAGUCACCGGUACAAACGAGGGGACGCCAACCUUCGCCUCCAACCCGACUGUUUCCCUGGCCGAGAGCUCCAGUGUCAGUACCGCAGUGACGACAUACGCCGCCACAGAUACGGAUGCCUCUCCUCACGACAUCACUACGUACGCCAUAACAGCAGUUACCAACUCGGGUAGUGCUUAUUUCAACAUUGAUGCAACCACUGGUAGCAUAACAUUGGCCAAAACCCUGGACUACGAUACCACAACGAGUUACGAGAUCACGGUGACGACUACUGACGGAGGAGGACUUGUCGGUACCGGGACAGUCACCCUGUCAGUGACAAACGUCAACGACAACACCCCGGCGUGUCCUUCAUCUUCAUAUACAUUCACAUUGGCGGAAACAUCAGCGUCGGGUACUACAGUGACAACUCUGGCUUGUUCGGAUGGUGACACGGGAGCCAGUUUAGCAUACACGAUUAGUUCCGGAAAUGCUGAUGCCUGUUUCAGUCUUGGAAGUGCGACGGGGAUAUUGACAACAGCCUGCACCCUGGAUUACGACACCGGAAGUCAGUCGUAUAGUCUGGCUGUAGAAGUCAGUGACGGAACCCUGUCCAGUACAGCUACCGUAGACGUCGUCCUGACUGCUGAAAAUGACAACAAUCCAACAUUUGCGUCUAAUCCUACCGUCAGCCUCGCGGAAAGUACAAGUGUUGGAACAGCCGUUACGACGUACGCCGCCUCAGAUAGUGACUUAUCACCGCAUGAAAUUGCAUCGUACACAAUCACGACAGUUACCAAUAGUGGUAGUACUGUAUUCUCCAUCGAUUCGACGUCGGGAAGUAUAACCUUAUCCAGUUCGUUAGACUACGAGACUACCACGAGCUACGUCAUAACAGUGGUGGCUACGGACGGGGGAGGGACAACGGUCACCGGAUCUGUUACAGUUUCUGUCACAGACGUCAACGAUAACUCACCGAUAUUCUCCCCAUCAGCAUACGAUGUGGAAAUGGCGGAGAGUACAUCAGCUGCAGCAACGGUUGUGACCAUGACAUGCGCAGAUGCCGAUACAGGUGACACUGUAUCCUACUCAAUCGUCAGUGGGAACUCUGGUGGAAAGUUUGCUGUGUCGGCGUCGGGGGAAAUAACAUUAGCUUCAACCAUCGACUACGACACGGAGACGACGUUUUACACACUCGCCGUAGAAGCCACAGACUCCACAACCACGGCCACCGCUACAGUUAAGAUAACAGUCACCGGUACAAACGAGGGGACGCCAACCUUCGCCUCCAACCCGACUGUUUCCCUGGCCGAGAGCUCCAGUGUCAGUACCGCAGUGACAACCUACGCCGCCACAGAUACGGACGCCUCUCCUCACGACAUCACUACGUACGCCAUAACAGCAGUCACCAACACGGGCAGUCCCUAUUUCUCCAUCGAUGCGAGCACUGGCAGUAUAACGCUGGCACAAACUCUUGACUACGAAACCACAACAAGCUACGAGAUCACAGUCACUGCUACUGAUGGAGGAAGUCUAGUGGGAACUGGAACAGUCACAGUUUCAGUGACAGAUGUUAACGAUAACAUUCCAAUAUGUAGUCCCUCUGCAUACAGCUCUACCGUAUCCGAGUCCUCUUCAACAGGUACAACGGUAACCACUCUGGCCUGUAGUGAUGGCGAUACUGGAGAUACCAUUACUUACUCAGUCGUCAGCGGAAAUGUUGGCAGCGAUUUUCGCAAUUUCUGCAGCAGGAGUAGUGACACUUCACUCGACUAUGACGCUGGAACUCAAGAAUAUACUAUAUUAUUUGGUGUAUCUGACGGCACCACCAUCUCCACGGCGACCGUGGCAGUGACAGUAGGUGCUGCUAACGAAGCCACGCCCACUUUUGCAUCAAAUCCGUCGACGACGCUUGCGGAAGACACCGGAACCGGAACUGCUGUGACGACGUAUACUGCUGUAGACGCUGAUGCCUCGCCUCACAACAUCAUCAAUUAUGAUAUAACUGCAGUUACGAAUGGGGGCACUAACGUCUUUACAAUUGACGAAACUUCCGGCAAUAUUCAGCUGGCUCAAUCUCUUGACUACGAAAGUACCACCAGUUACGAACUGACUGUAGUUGCUACCGAUGGUGGAGGAUCAACGGGCACAGGAACUGUCACUGUAGCCGUAACUGAUGUGAAUGACAACACCCCUAUUUGUACGCCGUUUGCGCAUGUCCUUACCGUCCUUGAAAGUACAGCUACUAGUACGGCGGUGAUAUCCGACCUAUCCUGUUCUGACGGUGACGCCGGAACAACACUGACGUACACCAUGACACAGAAUCCGGAUAAUAAAUUCGGUGUGACCGUUUCCGGAUCUACAGCUUCCCUGGUCGUUAGUGCUUCCCUUGACUACGAGACGACGACAUUUUAUAACUUACAAGUGACGGUAAAAGAUGGCGGGUCUCCGGAGCUCACGGCUACAGUGACUAUUGACGUCAACGUCGGGGCUGUAGACGAGGGAACGUAUGCCUUGUCAGCUGGAGAGGACACUGCUGUAGGAUCUACGUUAGUGACCGUGACGGCUACAGAUUCUGUCGAUACCGGGGAUCCCAUUUCUUAUGCUUUCGUCGCUACUUACUCCAUGUUUGAGUUGGAUACGAACGCGGGAACCAUAUUACUUGUCACGAGUAUGGACUACGAGACGGCAACCAAUCACCAACUUCUCGUGACGGCAUAUGACGGAACAACUUACGUCACUGCGACCGUUACCAUCACUGUGAACGAUGUCAACGAAGUUGCUGUUUUCGGAUCUUCUACAUAUACACCGACAUUUGCGGAGAAUCAAGCCAUAGGAACCACAUUGGUGCAAGUGGCUGCUACAGAUGGAGAUGCUAGUACGUUUGGUACGAUAGCGUAUUCAAUUUCUUCCGGAGAUGGUGCCUCAUACUUCACUAUAGACUCUUCCACGGGAGCGAUUACCGCCUCAGUCGUCAUAGACUACGAAGCGAAUCAAUACUUCUCGCUGAUAGUACAGGCGGUGGACGGAGUUCCCGCUCUAACAGCCCAGUGCCUUGUCCAGAUCACCAUGACAGACGAAAACGACAAUACGCCCACUUUUAACCCAACAACGUACUCUGUCACUCUUUCGGAGGACUCAGCAGUUACUACAACUGUGACGACGGUUUCUGCAACUGACGCAGAUUCUGUAAGCAACAACAAUAACGUGUUUGAAUUCACCAGCACUUCUUCAGUACCGUUUACGGUUGGCACGACCACAGGAAUCGUAACAACAAAUGCUGUUCUAGAUAGAGAAACCACUGCCAGUUACGAGAUGGUGAUCCUGGCGACGGAUAAAGGCGCUACCCCUCUCACCGGGACUUCUACCAUAACCAUUUCGUUGAUCGACGUAAACGACAACGACCCCAGUAUAUCUGGUACUUAUGACAGCACGAUAGACGAGGACACCGCCGUCAACACCGUCGUCUUCUCAAUCACUGCCACUGAUUUGGACUAUCAAGAAAACAGUCAAUUAAGUUAUAGCAUUAAUUCUGGGAACACGAAUACAGACUUUAAGAUAGAGGUUGGAACAGGAAUAAUACAGACAGUUAAUGCUCUAGACAGAGAAACAACAGCUUCUUAUACAUUAGAGGUAUACGUUGUUGACAAUGGAGCGACACCAAGAACAGCUAGUGUUACAUGCACCGUGACCAUUGGUGAUCUAAAUGAUAAUACACCAGCAUGGACGGCAGCACCAUACACAUUCACAGUGGACGAAAAUGUAGCAACUGGCUCAAAUGUUGGUACCAUAGCAGCUACAGAUGCGGAUACAGGGGUUAACUCGGCGAUAAGUUACAGCAUAAUAGGUUACUGGUCGGGCGGUUCAAAUCCUGUAACUAUAGACACUUCAACAGGCGUAAUAACAACAAGCGCUAGUCUCGAUCGAGAGAGUGUCGACACGUACGUUAUUUGGUGCCGUGUCCAGGAUUCAGGAACGCCAGUAUUAUCUUCGGAUACUAAUGUUACCAUAACGAUAAAUGAUCUGAACGACAACGAUCCUACAUUCGCUAGCACGACCUACACCGCCACAGUGACGGAAAAUACAUCUGUUGGCACAUCCAUUACUACAAUGUCUGCUACGGACGCCGACACAGGAGUCAAUGCAGUCAUUGUUUAUUCUUUUGACACUUCUACAACAGCCGGUGCUAGGGCAGAUAUUUAUAUGACAAUUGGGUCGUCUACAGGUUUGGUUGAAGUAAAAGCCUCGAUUGACCGAGAGGUAGAUGCAUCAUUUACUGUAGUUGUUUUGGCUGUAGAUACAGGUACCACACCAAGAACCGGAUCUACAACUCUCACUGUCAAUGUGGGAGACGAAAACGAUAACUCCCCAAUAUUUUCACCCACUUACUACAACAGUGAGGUACCGUAUACAGGAUCAUGUAGCCCUACAAUAUUAAUACUGACUGCUACGGACGCAGAUGAGGGUGCCAACGCACAGUUGUAUUAUUACUUCACAACAUCUAACAGUGACUUUACUCUCGACUCCAGUACAGGGGAAGUAACUCGAUCGACAACACUGUCCAGUGGGAGAAUUUAUACUGCAUACGCAUAUUCACACGACGGAGGAAGUCCUCAGUUGCAGACUAGUACCAGCGCCACGAUGAGGAUCGAUGCCUAUACCCCGUCCCUUGUCGUAAUUUCGUACUACUUAGGGAUCAGUAAAAGCACUUAUGAAUCAACAGAGAGCACCUUUAUUAGUCAGCUGGAUGCUGUUUAUCAGGUGACAUAUUCAUCAGCCUCUGUCAAGCGAUGGUGCAUUGUCGAGUCAACUGGGAGUUCGAUCAUUGUCCAUAUGUAUGUGCUGCAAGACAACACGACGGAUUCAAUUAGCAAUAUCGGAUCACAGAAAGUCUUCCUCAGCGCAUCGUCAGCUCAAGGAUUUGUAGCAACAGACACAGCAGGCACCCCAUCAUCAAGUGUUAUUGGGACGUCCUGGGACCCGUAUGCCAUAGAGAAGAUCGUGUUAUACGAGACGACCUCGGCCGAUACCAGCACCCCUUGGAUACAGACAGCAACAGGAAUCGCAGUGACCACAGUUUGUGUCGCCAUUGGAGUGGCCUGUAUCACUAUGACGGCGAUUAUGAUUAUCAAAUACCUCAGGGCAAGAAAAACCGCUGCGAAAGCAGAGGCACCAAGAGCAGAGAUAGAGGAACCUAAUAACAGUAAAGACAACAGUAAUAAAAGUAAUAAAAGCUGGUCCGACAAACCACGCCCUCCUCCAUAUUCACGUGAAGGACGACGGGAACAAGCAAAGACAGCUGCUGCAGCCUCGGCGCUGACAAGCAAGAAUCCAAAUAAGACUGCCUUCGUGAGUGAACCGGGUGGAGAUAUUAACAGCUGGCAGAAAAAUAAUGAUAAUGAUUUUAUCGUUACAAACAGGAGUUUUGAUGGACGUGCGGUAGAUCAAGCUUCUGGCCAAGUUUAUGAAUAUAAUACAAGGACAAAGGAAAGACAAUGGGUUAAAACACGGGGCGGCACUCCAGUCAAAAUCGACAUCGGGAAAACUCCAGACGGAUUAGAUAUCUAAAGCACAGAUUAGAAAAUGCUAUACUUUUAUUAUUAAUAUCUUUGUUGAACGGAAUUGCCUAUAAUUAUAUGUCGAUGGAGUUAUCUGAUUUUGUUUUAGUAUUUUUACAUACAAUUCAUGUCUUUUAUUUUACUUUUGAUGAAUUAUUAUACAUGUAUUUUCUUUUUAGUAGAUUAUCUAUUUAGAGUUAGUUAUACUGAGGUUUACCAUCAAUAGUUAUUUAAUACUUUGUUAAAUGGUAUGACUUCACAGCUAUUUCAUUUAUUGUCAAUGACUCCCUAUCAGUAGUACAUGUUGUAUUACGUUCACCUCCACAAAAAGGUUGUGACAUUACCCUCGGCGUCUGUGUUGGCUUCUGCUUCAAACUGAUUGAUAAGGUCGAUAUUGUUUUAAAAGUGUUACCAUUUAGUCAAUAACGGUGCUUGGAUGUGGAAAUUUCACAUUGUAUUUUUGGCUGUAAGAAUAAUAAUAUGGGGUCAGUGAGGAUAAUAAUUCAUUAUUAUUUUUCAUUUGAUAACAUUUUUGGACUUCUUUAAGCCUGUGUUUCACGUAAUAAAAAGUGAGGGUUUUUUUUCUAUUCAGAAAAGAUUUGAAGCAUAAUAUUAUUGAUGAUGUAAAAUUUUCGAAUUGGAAGAAGAUCCACUAAGUAUUAUUUUUGUUAUUUUUUUAUUAUUAUUAGUAUUUUAUUGGAUUUUUUUUCUUUUUUUUUUUCUUCACAUUUUUUUUUAAACAUAUUUAAAACUGAAUUGCACACGUUAUAUCAAUAACAAGCAAUAGUACUGUGUUAUAACUUAACUUGUGUUAAAAAUGUACAUAAGAUGUUCCCUAUUAUAUUUUAUCAUACACGUUUAAAUUAAGUCGCUAAUAAUAAUAUUACACGCGUAUGCAUUGUACCCACACGAGUCCGCAUCUAGUUAUAUCAUUAUCUAUAAAAAAAAAAAUAUUAGCCUCUACUCCUUUUAUCCUCUUAUCUUAUAACUAUUUUGUCUGUAUGUGUAGGGGCUAUUAUUUUUUUCUUUAAAUACUCGACAGAUGCAGACAACUAUGAGUGUACCAUUGUAUUUAGUUCUAUUAUGGAAAAUGUCUAAAACAUUAAUUAAAAGUAUUAAAAGAUUUGACAAAAAGAUAUUUUGCCAAAGAUGUUCAAUUAUAUUACCACUCAGGGAUGUUCUUUCAUCGCUACAUUUACAUCAAAUCAGUUCCUAUUUUAAGUCAUGCAUAUUGUUAAUGGCUCUAUAAAUAACAUGCUACAUUUUCAAUAUAUAUCCCAGUACCUUACAUAGUAUGUUUGUUGAUUUUUGUUAAAGUGCUUAUAGGUCUGGUUCCUUACAAAUAUGAACGAAUUCUUCUUAUCUGAAUAAGAACACAUAGUUCUCUAGAAAGGAAAGUUAUGAGUAGAUAGUUAAAUCUAAUCCUUACAGAUAACCUGGUUUAUUAUACAAGAGACUCGAAAGUGUGGUUUAUGUUUACUUUGUCCAGUGAUUCACUCUAAGAGACUCCAGUGUCACUUCAGCAGUAUAUUCAUAUUUGAGCUCUCGCCGAAUUUUAUUGUCAUUUUUUCAUUUUCAUUUUCAAAUUCGGGAAUGACGCAUAAAUAUUUCAUUGUGAAAUACAGAUGGUAGAUAUUUAAAUAAUGAUUAGGGUUAAUUUUAUUUUCAUUCGACAAAGAUACACGAUUUCUUCAAAAUGUUAUUUUAACUGUGAAAAAAGGCCUACUCAGGAAACAAUAUAUAUUUACAAAUUGUCUGUCAUUUCCAUAUUACCAAACGCGUCGAAGUAUUGUGCUAUGUAAUUUUAUUAAACAUCUUAAGUGCCAUGAUAUAAAUCUUGUUAUCUCGUUAACGAAACUGAAAUUUUAAUAUUCCGACUGACUUAAGUUACUACAUCUGAAGUAUUAAGUAUUCAAAUAACAUUUUAAGUUCAGUUGGGGGAAUAUUUUGAAUCAUUAUUAAAUAUUUCACUUCAUGAGAUGUAUCUUGAUGACAAAUGAGUAACAAGCAAAACAAUUUCAAAAAUUUCAAUUUUAUUUUUUAAAUGCAAGUCUGCUUUACAAAAAAAAAUUCUUCAUUUUCAGUACAAUAAAAACUAUUGUUUUAACCAUAUUCAUAUUGAGGUUUUGUAGUUAUGUAUGCAUGAUUUCUUCAAAAAAUGCUGCAAUUAUUUAUAAAACAUGUUUAAGAUUAACGGAGAAAUAAAAAUAUAUCAUGGUUGUGAAGCCUAUUUAGUUCUAACGUUAAGAUUAUUACUCCCACUAGUAAUUGCGUCACAAUUGGUAUGCAUGAUUAUUAAGUAAUUAAACAAUACUCGGAAAUACACUUUACAGCUUCGUAGUAAUAAUUUGAGACAUAGAAAUCGAGUUAACUCGUUACAAAGAAAGCACACAUUGACAGGAUCAGGAGUAAACACUUUAUUAGAUAGCACGUGAUGUUAGGGAGAGCUUGUUCACUAUUUUAUACUUAAAAGUUGAUCACGUUUAACGUAAAUUGUUAAUUUACUGUUAGAUGUUAUAAAAUGCGUAGAAAAUGAUUAAUGUACAUGUAUGUAUUAUGAUCUGGUGCAAAUAUGAUGUCUUGAUAAGGAUAUUAUUUAUAAUUAAUGUUUGUUAUAGUAUAUGCAACUGUUCAUGUUUGAUAUCAUUAUUUUACCGCUUACAUAUAUUUGAGGUCGACAAUGUUCUAACUUCCGUCCAAAUGUUUUAUAUUAUUUAUUAUCUGAUUUGUUUAAACAAAAACGUAUUUCUCUGUUAUACCGUCAUCACUAUAUGAUAGAGUAAAACGAGGGGAAGUAACUCGAGUAGAUCAGAAUGUUACCGUAUUGUAAACUUUUAUUGAUUUUACAGCAAUGCGAAACAAGUUAUAUUAACUUAUAUUAGUCACUCUUGUUGGCUCGGGUGGAAGCUCGCAGGAGUCUUACUGUGGGAGGGAACCGGAGUACCGGGGAAAACCCACGUGGUCGGGCAGGUGACCCCCAUAUACCUUUCACGAGCGAUCGGGGAAUCGAACCCCGGCUGCCUAGGUGAACGGCAAGUGUGUUACCACUGUGUCACCCGUCCAGAUCAGAAUAUUAAAAUGCAUAGUGUUAGUUCCGCUGUAGAGAAACGUUCAGUACUAAAACGAGGCAAACAUAUGCUGAAAUAGAGUGGCUACGUCGGAGACAGACUGUUAAAUUUUAGUUUCUUUGUUUCUGUUAUUUUAUUACUUGUUGAUCCUCAAUUUCUACCUGACCAGACGUCUUUCAUCAUGGCUCUGUGAUAAAAAUAUUAGUGUGUGUUAAAUAAAACUGA
Messenger RNA from Pecten maximus, 13396 nucleotides. Its product is annotated as protocadherin Fat 4-like. Gene Ontology annotation, cellular component: catenin complex; plasma membrane. The record is from RefSeq and is a predicted model, not a curated record. Gene Ontology annotation, molecular function: calcium ion binding; cadherin binding. Gene Ontology annotation, biological process: homophilic cell-cell adhesion. Lineage: Eukaryota; Metazoa; Mollusca; Bivalvia; Pectinida; Pectinidae.